GAUGAGGAAUAAUGUAAAAAAUAAAAAAUAAAACGACAUUUUUCUCGAAUAUUAUAUUUUAAACACAAAGGUCGAAAAAUAAAGGUUGAGCUGUUGUGCAUUUUAAAUCCACUAGAAGGUGCUAGAGAGCUAGAAAGAUCUCAAAAGUUACACAAUUCAACACAUGAAUAAUUUAAUUUUUAACAAAUUAUGGAGGGAAUGUAACGUAAACAUUUACAUAUUUUAGUUAUUUGAUUAAAAAUAGGCAAAUAAUCACUGAUUAAAACGUUACAAGUGUUAUAAUUGUUUUAGUGUUGAUUUAAUUAUCUCAUUCUUCAGUUUUACAAAAUUUGUCUUAUUUGUUAGCUUAAGUAAUUAGAAUCUCUCAACGGAUUUCAGACUAUAAUAGAAAAAAAAGUUUUAUAGUCAAAGUGCUAUGCAGAAUUAAUUAUUGUAUUUAUUCCAGCUUUAUUUCAACCAUCAUAAACAUUCAUAGUCCUUUGACAGAUUAUGUAUUUGUUGGACUCUGACACUGUUGACCUUUGAUAGAAAGGUAAAUGUAAGGUAUGACAAUUUAAAAAUUUAAAAUGAAGAAGAUUCAUAUGAUUUUGUCUGCUGUUUAAUUAGGAAUAUUUUUCCUGACAGAGCAUCUUAUCAAUUUUCAGGUGCAUAUUUGUACAUCAAAAAGUACAAAAUCCAACAUUUAAUUUAAAUCCAUUUAUUCAUUCUUUUGAAAAAUCCCCAGUGCCCUAUUUGUUGUUAAUCUUGUGUGUCUAUUAUCUUCAGGUUAUUCUGCUAAAAGAUCCUCUAAUGACCCUUUUUCAGUUUUCUAAUACAGUCUAACAGGGUAUUAUUCAAAAUGUGUAGAUUUUGAAAGAGUCGUGCUUAAAUGAUUUUAAACACGGAUCCUAGGGGUUUUUUUGAAACAGGCCCACAGCAUAAUAGAUCUUUCACUGUACUUGAGGUACUUUUCUGCAUAUCCUUUGAUUCUUCAAAAUAUCACCUUGGUUUACCAAACAGUUGUUUCACAUUUGUAAUGGUAGGACAGAAGAGACUUUUUUUUCUGGCAUUCUUGCCAGAAAAAAAAUCUAGCAUAUGGAUUAUUUUCAAGACUUGGUUACUCAAAAAAUGUCUCUGAAAGACCUCAUUUUGUAGCUUUCUCCUGACAAUAUUAUGUUUUCUUUUUACCUCCCUUUCCAUCCUACUCACUGGUGGCUACUAGAUAACCAUAUUCAAGUUCAGUAACCAGAUCUUUAAAGAAAGUUGAUUUUUCAUCUUUGAAUUCAUACCCUGGAAAAAGAAAAACUUGUGAACUACUAAUUAAAAUCUCCUAGACAGUCUGAUUGAAAUACAAAAACCUAUCUGAGAAACAAUUCAGUCCCUGAGGACUGAUGAUUGCCAUAGGUUCAUUUUCAAAGGAAACUUUAGGAGCGAGCUGUGUUUACAGUGAAGCAAUUAAACUAUUUGAUCAUAUCUGAUUCAAGUCUUCUCUUGGAUGACUCAGAUAUUAUUGUAUCACAUUGCAUCUUCUAGUAGGUCUAUCUUUAGCUGGUACCAUGAUCAUAUGAGUAAGUACACUCACAGAGCCCCAAGGAAUUGUCUACAUUCUGAUAGUUGUAGCAACAAAGUCCAUCUCAUAUUAGAGCAGAAAGUAAAGACUCAUCAGGGUAAGGUAAAAUAUUUAAUUCGCUGGCUGGGAUAAAUAAAGUCCAAUUAAACCUUAGUUUCUUGACAGUGAAGCCCUUGUUGUCCUCCCUCUCUCCUUUAUUGGUUGUACGUUUGCUGUCUACUGGACCUCCCAACCCACCUCAGACCUUUCGUUUUACCCUUUUCCCUGUAGUUGUCUCCUCCUGUCAGAGCUUGGCAAAGAUCGCCUUGUUUGAAAGAGAAUAUGUCUCUUGGACAGGGCCAAACACCAAAUUAGAGUGCUUAGUCUGUGUAUCAUCUUAUGUGUGACACUUGCAGCAGUACAGGUUCAUUUUUCCUGCUCUCCUUCUCCUGGACGGUUGCAAAGUGAUGUCUCAUCGCAAGUUCCACGCCCCACGCCAUGGGCACAUGGGGUUCCUGCCCCACAGGCGCAGCAAGAAGCACAGGGGCUGGGUCCGCACAUGGCCCAAAGACGACCCCAGCCACCCCGUCCACCUCACUGCCUUCCUGGGAUAUAAAGCUGGCAUGACCCACACUCUGAGGGAGGUGGACCGCCCUGGCCUAAAUGCGACUGCUGCCCAUAAAGCAGAAGAAGGCUCACAUCAUGGAGGUGCAGCUGAAUGGAGGCAGAGCCGCAGAUAAAGUGGACUGGGCCAAGGAGCACUUGGAGAAAGCUGUGCCCAUUUCUGCAGUGUUUUACCAGGAUGAGAUGAUUGAUGUCGUUGGAGUCACCAAAGGUCAUGGCUUCAAAGGAGUUACAAGUUGCUGGCACACAAAGAAGCUUCCCAGAAAGACCCAGAAGGGGCUGAGAAAGGUGGCCUGCAUUGGUGCCUGGCAUCCUGCAUGUGUGGCCUUCACUAAAGCUCGGGCCAGUCAGAAAGGCUAUCAGCACCGCGCUGAGAUCAACAAGAAGAUAUUUCAUAUUGGCAGAGGCGUUCACAUCCAGGAUGGAAAGGUGGUGCGAAACAGUGCCUCCACCAGCUACGACCUCAGACAGAAAACCAUCACUCCAAUGGGGGGUUUUCCUCGCUACGGUGAAGUAAAUAAUGAUUUUGUCAUGGUGAAAGGUUGCAUUGUUGGUGCUAAAAAAAUGGUCCUCACCCUCAGAAAGUCCUUGCUCACGCUCACGUCACGCAGGGCUAAGGAGACCAUUGAGCUCAAAUUCAUCGACACCACUUCCAAAUUCAGCCAUGGGCGCUUCCAAACGGCCCAAGAGAAGAGAGUUUUUAUGGGGCCACUGAAAAAAGAUCCUCUAAAGACAAUGCCGCAACCUCUGUCAGAGGAGGCCUGAAAGAAUGGCUUCUGAUAAUCUACUUUCAGAACAAUAAAUAUAUUUUACUUAUUCA
This is a messenger RNA of Xiphophorus hellerii (green swordtail), 2972 nucleotides long. RefSeq names its product 60S ribosomal protein L3. Gene Ontology annotation, biological process: translation. NCBI's taxonomy places the organism in Eukaryota, Metazoa, Chordata, Actinopteri, Cyprinodontiformes, Poeciliidae. Gene Ontology annotation, molecular function: structural constituent of ribosome; RNA binding. Gene Ontology annotation, cellular component: ribosome; cytosolic large ribosomal subunit. The record is from RefSeq and is a predicted model, not a curated record.